Olea europaea var. sylvestris is the source of this 1351-nucleotide messenger RNA. RefSeq names its product glucomannan 4-beta-mannosyltransferase 2-like. Gene Ontology annotation, molecular function: mannan synthase activity. The coding region runs from base 73 to 963 and encodes 296 amino acids. Lineage: Eukaryota; Viridiplantae; Streptophyta; Magnoliopsida; Lamiales; Oleaceae. The transcript has 7 exons. The record is from RefSeq and is a predicted model, not a curated record. Gene Ontology annotation, cellular component: Golgi apparatus.
CACAAUCCCAAUAUUGCCCUUGUUCAAUCUCGUUGGAGGUUUGUGAAUUCGGACGAGUGUUUAUUGACAAGAAUGCAAGAAAUGUCGUUGGAUUACCACUUUACAGUCGAGCAAGAAGUGGGAUCAUCUACUCAUGCAUUCUUUGGCUUCAAUGGAACGGGUGGUAUAUGGAGAAUAGCAGCAAUCAAUGAGGCAGGAGGGUGGAAAGACAGAACAACAGUUGAGGACAUGGAUCUGGCAGUUAGAGCUGGUCUCAAAGGAUGGAAAUUUCUCUAUCUUGGGGACCUUCAGGUGAAAAGCGAGCUUCCUAGUACAUUUAAAGCCUUCCGUUUUCAGCAGCAUCGAUGGUCUUGUGGUCCUGCCAAUUUAUUCAGAAAAAUGGUUAUGGAAAUUGCCAAGAAUAAGAAAGUGUCUCUAUGGAAGAAGUUUUAUGUAAUAUACAGCUUCUUCUUUGUAAGGAAGAUCAUUGCUCACAUGUUCACUUUCUUCUUCUACUGUGUUGUACUCCCAUUGACAAUUUUGGUACCUGAAGUUGAUGUUCCGAAAUGGGGAGCCAUUUAUAUUCCUUGCAUCAUCACAGCUCUAAACUCAGUCGGAACUCCAAGGUCUUUUCAUUUAUUGUUUUAUUGGGUCUUAUUUGAGAACGUGAUGUCUUUUCACCGUACCAAGGCUACCAUCAUUGGUCUGCUCGAGGCUAAGAGAGCUAACGAAUGGGUUGUUACUGAGAAACUUGGAGAUACUCUCAAGAACAAAUCCAACGCCAAACCAGCACCAAAGAAAUUCAGAUUUAAACUUGGAGACAGAAUACUAAUACACGAGUUGGGCUUCGCUGUAUUCCUAUUCAUCUGUGGAUGCUACGACUUCCUAUAUGGAAAGAACUGCUAUUUCAUAUACCUAUUUCUUCAAGUUAUCACCUUCACAAUCGCGGGAUUUGGCUACUUGGGAACAAUAGUCCCGAGUUAAUUAAAUUCAUGUGUCGGCAGAGUUGUGUAUUUCUAGUCUACACAAUGUAUACAAGAUUGCUCUAGUUUGGUUACAUUUCUACAAUAUAUCAGUCAGAAGGAGAACAAAUCAUUUGUCUAGUACAGCAGAAAUUGAUAAAGGCUUCUCAGAAAAUCUCUUGAAGAAUUCCCUGGAAAACAGCAGAAAGUGUGCAAAAAAGGGCUUGCUGUUUGCGUAUUAUACAGUCAAGAAAAGAUUGAAGCUGAAGAAAUUCUAAUAAAAAAAACAGAGAAUAUGCAAAUAAAUGUCUUGUUAUCCAGUUUAUAGUGCUUGUAGUUGUAUAACAUUGUAUUUCAGAAUUUGUAUGAAUUUUUUCCCCAUAUUUCAUGUUGGUAAAAUAUUGAUUUUA